UUAUAUUUAGUCGGCUCCCCAGGUGUUACUAUUUCUCAGAGCCAGCUGAAAGCUCGCAAACUUCAGCGGGAGAUCCAACUGUUCUGUUUGUCAGAAGAAGGAGUAGACUAAUCCACAAUAUGUGUUGGUGUUUGCCUGUUAUCGUGGGUUUCCUGUUUGUGGCCCUCCCGUACUUUGUCUGUUUUGUGACCCAGUGGUUCUGUGGGUGGCCAGACAAGCCUGGGUACAAAAAGUACAUAGAAGCUCUAAAUCCAAGGCGGAUCUACCGUUUGACCUUUGCUACGUUGGAUCUUCUUAAAUACUUUCAGUAUUGGAAACUGUAUUUUCAGAUUAAGUCCUGGUAUAGAAAUGAGAAGAACACUAAGCACUACAAAAAGGGCAUUGUUUAUGGGCGUCGAAGCAACAAGCUGGACUUGUUUUAUCCCCCCAUACAGAAUAAAUUUGAGUUUCCACCUCUGGUUGUAUUUAUCUAUGGCGGUGCAUGGAGCACUGGACACAGAUCCAUUUACUGUUUACUGGCAAGGCAGAUGGCUGAAGAACUGAAUGCAGCUGUUGUUUGUCCAGAUUACUGUACUUAUCCAAAGGGGAAUGUUCUAAUGAUGAUUCAAGAUAUUGCCGACUGUCUGAUAUGGGCGCAAGAAAACGGACAGAAGUUCAGCUUUGACAAGAACAACAUUAUUUUAGUUGGCCAUUCAGCAGGUGCUCAUUUGGGUGUAAUGACCACACUAUUUCUCCUUGAUACACGAGAGGAGCUGGUGAUAGAGUCAAAGAAACAGCAGCAGAUUUUACAGUCAAUACGAGGAGUUAUUGGGAUGAGUGGUGUUUACAGCAUUAUGGACCAUUAUGAGCAUGAGAAGAAGCGAGGAAUUGAAUACGUCUCUUGUAUGUCAAGAGCCAUGGAUGGGGAGAAAAACUUUCCAUACUACUCACCAGUGCACAUAGUACAGAACCUUAGUGAAGACAAGCUGAGCAGAGCUCCACGGUUCGUUUUGCUUCACGGGAAUUGUGACAUCGUUGUUCCGGUUGAGUCUUCCACAAAGUUCUACAAGCUCCUCUCUUCGCUGUCCGGAAAGGUGUCGCUCCACCUGCUUCCUACCGUCAACCACACUGAGAUGGUCACUGACCUCAUGCUGUCAAGCGGGCGCUUCUACCAUCCGAUCUUCAGAUGCAUUGAACGCGAGUUCAGGAAACUCCUAGCCCUAAGCAGUGUUUCCUUUUCACGCUGCAUUCACCACAGACAGCCAGUGUGUCUCAGAGUUCAGCACAGAAAACGUCCUUCAUCACCUGAGCCACAGCUGCCUGUUAUGAAAUCAAGACUGAAAAAGAUUAGCUGAAUACAAUGUUAGGUCAAAUUUCACAUAUCAACUGUUUUAUUAAGAGACGUGCAUUAUGAUACUAUGUAAAAAUAUUACUGUUAUUAUUAUUAAUAAUAUUAUUACUGCUGGAGUCAAAUUGCAGAAGCAGUACCUCUUAUUCUUGGGCUACUGGUUUUGAAGUGAAUGUAGAUGCACAACAUUGAUCAUAUUAUUUGUUGUGUUAAAUAUAAUUUAUUUUGUAUGAUAAAAUCGACUUGAAUGUUGUGAUGUUUAAUUUAAUAGGAAUAACAUAACAUUUAUGUUAUGGAUAUUAAAAAGCACCUUAAAAUUUUUUGAAGAUAUUUGUUUUUUGUUUGUUUUGUAUGGGUUGUUUUUUUUGUGGUCCUUCAUAUUUAUGUGCGGUUAAGCUCAAAACUGUUGAUACCCCAUGCAGAAUUAGUUUUAAAGUAAAGUUUUAAUUUGACCAACAUGUUUCUUCUGACUUGAAGUGAUAUUAAUGUUUUGGAGCGGCCCAGCCAGAGUGUGUUCUUGAAUCUUGUGCUAGGGUGAUGGCAAGAAGACCAUCCAGCCUCAACAAUUUGGAGUUUCUUAUGAAAUCAAAAUACCAGUGAAAAAAUACAAAAAUAAGGUGUGCAAUGAAUGCUUUGAUUACUGUGACACCAAUAAAGAUUUUUUUCCCGUAGAUUACUGAAAAGGGUAUAAAUAAUUUUUGGUAUGCAGUUUUUUGAGUAAAAUGUAAGCUUUUGUACUGACAUUUAGUUCAUGAAAACACAAAAUUCAGUU
Messenger RNA from Xiphophorus maculatus (southern platyfish), 2099 nucleotides. RefSeq names its product probable isoprenylcysteine alpha-carbonyl methylesterase ICMEL2. NCBI's taxonomy places the organism in Eukaryota, Metazoa, Chordata, Actinopteri, Cyprinodontiformes, Poeciliidae. The record is from RefSeq and is a predicted model, not a curated record. The transcript is spliced from 10 exons. Bases 120 to 1334 code for a protein of 404 amino acids.